Molecule: messenger RNA, 10175 nt
Organism: Mustela erminea (ermine)
Lineage: Eukaryota; Metazoa; Chordata; Mammalia; Carnivora; Mustelidae
Gene: PTAR1
Product: protein prenyltransferase alpha subunit repeat containing 1
Exons: 7
Coding region: 89-1372 (427 amino acids)
Biological process (GO): protein prenylation
Cellular component (GO): cytoplasm
Molecular function (GO): protein prenyltransferase activity
Source: RefSeq, a predicted model, not a curated record
ACGCGCGCGCGCGCUCCCCCGCGGAACUCCCGCCGGCCGCCCGGCGCUCUCCCGGAGGCGCGCCCGAGCCGCCGCGGCCGCCGCCAACAUGGCCGAGACGAGCGAAGAGGUGGCGGUGCUGGUGCAGCGGGUGGUGAAGGACAUCACCAACGCCUUCAGGAGGAAUCCGCACAUAGAUGAAAUUGGCCUGAUCCCAUGCCCUGAAGCUAGGUAUAACCGGAGUCCCAUAGUCCUGGUUGAAAACAAACUUGGUGUGGAGAGCUGGUGUGUCAAGUUCCUCUUACCUUAUGUCCACAACAAGCUCCUUUUGUACAGAACAAGAAAGCAAUGGCUGAACAAAGAUGAACUGAUAGAUGUCACUUGCACCCUGCUGCUUCUAAACCCAGACUUUACCACUGCGUGGAACGUGAGAAAAGAGCUCAUCCUCUCUGGCACUUUAAAUCCAAUUAAGGACUUGCAUCUGGGAAAACUGGCCUUAACUAAAUUUCCAAAGAGUCCAGAAACAUGGAUUCACAGGCGAUGGGUGCUACAACAGCUCAUUCAGGAAACCUCCUUGCCUUCCUUUGUGGUGAAAGGAAACUUGGGAACAGUUCCUGCAGAAAGCACACAGAGGCUGAUCCAAGAAGAGAUGGAAGUCUGUGGCGAAGCAGCAGGCAGGUACCCGAGCAACUACAAUGCCUGGUCCCAUCGCAUCUGGGUUCUCCAGCACCUGGCCAAGCUAGACGUGAAGAUUCUUCUUGAUGAACUCUCUUCUACUAAACACUGGGCAUCCAUGCAUGUUUCAGACCACAGUGGAUUUCACUACCGCCAGUUUUUGUUAAAGUCUUUGAUAAGCCAAACUGUGGUAGAUGGUUCUGUAUUGGAGCAAAACCCUUUGAGAAGUGAGCCAGCUCUUCUAAAAGAUGAAGAAGCAGCAGCUUCAGCAGAGGAAGCGAGGAUAAAUCUUCCCCGUCUUCUAGAAGAAGAAGUUGAAUUCAGCACUGAUCUUAUUGAUUCCUACCCAGGACAUGAAACCCUUUGGUGUCACAGGCGGCACAUUUUCUACCUUCAGCAUCACUUAAGUGGUAGGUUUCCUCACAGUGUGACCCAGUUGUCACCUGCAGACAGCCCUGGGGGGACUCGGAGUGACUUGCACCUCAUCCCAGCAGGCCCACACGUGUCUCAGGCCAUGGAGGUGGACGGGCUGAAUGACUGUAGCAAGCAAGGCUAUUCCCAGGAAACCAAACGCCUGAAGCGGACCCCAGCUCCUGACUCCCGGGGCCUGGAAAUGGAGCAUAGGUUCAUCGAUCAAGUAUUGUCCACCUGCCGGAACGUAGAGCAGGCCAGGUUUGCCAAUGCCUACAGGAAAUGGCUGGUUACGUUGAGUCAGUGAAAGAGGUAGAUUAGUUCUGCGAGGCCACCCUUCUAGUGCAGUAUUGCUUUCCUUCUUCCUUACAUAGUUGCACGAACUGUUUGCUAUGAUGUGGUCUUCAUCUUUAGGUUAAAAGUCCGUAGUGAAUGUUUCAUUUAUUUAUUUUGUUAAGAACUGGCAUUCCUUUGGGGAUAAAAUAACUGUGUAGUUUCUUCCUGCUAAACAGUGAGUCUUAAUUUUUUUUUUCUUAACUUCUCAUCCUUUAUAAUUCUGUACGUGUAGCUUCUUCUCAUUUGGUUCUCCUGACUGAUUCACAGACACGUCUACCCACCUCAGUGCAAUUGCUGCGUAGGCUGGUUUUUUGUUUGUUUGUUUGUUUUUAAUUAAAAAUUUAUGUUAUUCAGCUUUAGAAUAAUACAAGCUCAGAAUUACUCAUAUCUAAUUAUUGUUUUGGAAAUCAAGUGGCCAGAUAGAUGGAUUUGUGAAAAUAUAAAUCAUUUCUCUUUCUCUAUUCAAGUUAUUGACCAAUGUAACCAAAGUCAGAAGUAUUAGAAUUUAUAUAAAAACAGGCUUCCAAUGUGUAAUCCAUUUUAAAAUGGUUAUUUUAAAAGAAAAAUGAAUUUUAAGAGUUUAUGUAAUUACAGGACUGGGAAAUUAUUUUUAUUACUAGUUUUGAUAGAUUCUUUUUACCUCAAAUUUGGUAUAGGCCAAAAACACUCAAGUUAGCCCAUAUAAACAUCAUUUGUUGUUUAAACCUGAAAUGUCAUUUUUAGUUCCUACUACUUAUUUCCCUUUUAAAUUCACCAUGAAAAGUGGGGAAAAUAUGCAUGGAAAUGUAUCCAUAAAAAUCUUUCUUUUUAAAAAUUUAAGUUCCUGAGGAUAUACUUAAACUACAAAAUUUUUAUGAAGCGAUUGUUAAAAGUUUGCUGGUAAAUGCCAGAGGAGAGAAUAGCUUUUGAAGAUUAAUUCUUCAACCUUUGUUUAAAAAAAAAAAAAAAAAACUUAAAGACUUUGAUAUUAAACUUAUCAGGGAUGAGGUACCAAAGUAGCCACCUCACAGCUAUAUCUUAUCUUUUCAAUAAUAAGGGCUGGGUUUUUCAGGUCUGUGAGGCAGGGUGGGAAAAGGGCCUGUAAUGUUUACUUUCUUAAUCUAUUUUCCCCUAUAUAAAUGGUCUGUGUUUGUUAUUUCCUCUCCACAUAUCCUUUUCUUUAUUUUCCCAAUCCAUUCCAUAUUUUUUGACACUUUUACUUUUGUAUGUUUUUCCUUAAUUGUCUUCUUUUGAGGUUGUGUACUGAAGAUACUCUCUAUCCUCUUUCCACGGAGUUUCAUUCCCCAUUAAACACACACACACACACACACACACACACACACACACAAAAUACUAAAAUGAUCUGCCCCUCUAAGUUCCCCUAAUGACAGAAACUGCCUAUUGUCCUAUAUGUGUGCGGAAUGUAAUAGUGGCCGAAGUAAGUGUGACCACCGUACUUUGCUUGCUCUCCUUUUGCCUCGCUAGGUCACCUGUAGGGUGAGGGGACAGACCUAGGGAAAGGCAAACCUCUCCUGUCUUCUAUUAUGGAAAUCCUGGGCUUGAGAGAGGCACACUGCCUUAAGUUUAGGAGAAGAAUGAGUUCUUUUUGUGCAUCAUGAUUUUGAUGAGUAGCAAACUGUCCGGUAAAACUUAAGAACACCAGAAAAAUUGUUCAGCCUGGCUCUUGGUAGACAGAAGCUGCUUUUCUCUCUUGGGGCAAAAUUAACCUUUUAUAGUUUUCAUAGUAUUUAGGUAAGAAAAUAACUGUCAUUAUGAACAUCAUUCUGUGGCCCUUUGUGGACAAAGCCUAUUUUGAAUCAAAUACCUCAAGGUCUACCUAGACCUCUAUGGAUAAAACCAUUAGUUUGUGAUUUUCAGCACCUGCAGGGCAUGGUGGGGAGACUACACAGAGAGGGCAUGAGAGUCAGCCCAUUCCACUAAAUACAUGCUGCCAAAUCCUGGCCUCACUCAGUAUUACCUUUUUUCCACACAUCAGUCUGAGUAUCCCAAGUACUAGGGCUUCUUAUGCUUUGAUGUGAGAGUGUCAGGACAGGAGUAGAGACAAGACCCUGUAAAACAUCAGCUCAGUUUGAUCGCGGCCCCCGCCUUUUUAUAGCCUCCAUCUUUGAUGUUAUCUGUCUUCAUGUGUUUUAAGGCCCUUAAUCCACCCCUUUAUGAAGCCAUGCAGUCCUAUAAGAUACCUUGGUCUCUUGUCUUCCUAAUAACGUUUUGAGUAGGGAGUAAAAAUACAAAUAUCUAAAGGAUAUUUACUGUUUGUGACUUUUAUGUGCUACUUUAUUUCUAUAAUUUGCAUUUUUCAAGUGUUCAUUCACAGAAGAACCUAGUAUUGCCCAAAUGGUUCUGUUUUUCUCUUAAGUGGUUGGCAUCUACACUCAUUAGCUGGGGCGUGAUAACAUCUCUUUGGAUGAGUUUAUGCAGUGGAAAGGUGUGUCUAUUUUCAGGGACUUGUUAGUCUUUUUUUUUUUUCUUUUUCUUAUAAGUAAGUCAUUGUCGAAAAGAUAGUUUGGAUUGACACACAUUUCAUCAAACUUCCAUUGGGAGAAUAGUAGGCUAUGGUACCUUCCUGUGGAUCAAGAACACUACUGACAAGCCAAAAGCAAUAAGAUCUGUAAAUACCUCCACCACCACCACCCUCCCUCAUCCCACCUUUUUUUAAGUACACCUAUUUUGUUAAUAUGGUGUUCUCACAUUAUACUGUGUGCCUUGCACAUUGUGAGGACUCAUUAAAUAUUUAUCAAAUUAAUAAAUGAUUAACUGUUUGAAGAAGGGAGAGAUUGAUCAUGAGUAAUGCAUAGAAUGAGUUAUGAUUGAGAAAUUAACAGAUUAGAGCAAUGGAUUGUGAAUGAAUGAUAUAUUCUCGAUUCAUGAUACUUCAAGUGAGCUUUUACAUAUACAGUAAGGUAGUUUAGAUUUUUUUUCUUCAUUUAUCUACCUUGUUUAAGUUCAUUAAAUCCCAGCCAAGAAAGGCAUUCUAUAAUUAUGAAAUAACUGUACUUUAAAUAUAUAUUAAAAAUUCACAGAACAAAGCUCGUUUGCAUUAAGAACACUACUUUCUGUUCAUUUUUAAUACUGGAGGACAGAUCUUGCCACAGAGCCAGAGACACUGGGGCAUUUGAAGAAAUUCUUUGAUUUCAAAGACUUGGUGAUCUGUAUUUGUGCCUGGAUAGUCAUUUUAUGCUUCUCCUUUUCUCCUCCCCAGCUUGAAUUGUGGACCUUUUAGGUAUUUCUUAAACCUAAUAAAAUAAAAAUGAUCAAUAAGUCAUUUUUUAAAAACUUUAGGAUUAGUUACCUAUUAAUAUCCCCUUUUUCUUUUCUAGGUUUUAGCAUUUUCUAUUACCUCUUUGGAAACCCUGGGCUCAGACUCUAAAUCAUAUCCCUUAUUCCUGUGGUACGGUUCUAAUUAAAUUCAGGACUUCAUUGUUAAUAGGAUAAAACCUAUGCAGGUUGUCACCCAGAGCCAUUUAAAUCUUCAGAUGAGGGCUUAUGUGACACAAGAUAGGAAAACAAAAGUUCCUGGACUUUUCUGUGGCAGUUGAUAAGAAAGCGUAUAUAUGGUGGUAGACUUUGUGUGAUUUCCACGUAUUCAGGUAGUGUCAAUUCAUGCUUAUUAUAUAAGGAGAACUUUUAAUACUGUUGAGAACAAAUUAACAGUAGUAAUUUUCUGUAGCACAAUAUGGUAUCUGGCAUGGGCUAAAUAUAAUUUAGGAGUACAACUGCCUCUUGCUGUACAACAGUGUAAUCUCUUAGUCCCUCUUAAUUAUAGAAGAUACUAAAGAUUUAGUUAAAAAAAAGGAAUAACAUAUAUUCUUUUUUUGCAGAAAGUUUUUGUAAGCUUACAGUUAUUUUGUUACUAGAAAAUUAUAUUUUAAAACUUUAAAGUAUUUAAAAUAUUCUAGAAAAUUUGAACAGCAUUAUUAACUUUUGUCUUCUGAGUAAAUGUCUCAAACAGAACCGUGCAGACCCUGGUACUUGGCAUGCUGCCACCUCCCCGUGCCCACAUGUACUCUCAGUGUGCUCCUGUUGAAUGGAGGUGUACGUGGAGGCACAAGAAGGCAUAGAUAAAUUCAGGGGCAUGAAGGUAGUGGGCAGGAAAAAAAUCAAUCCUGAAAAUUCUUGUCACACUAUGUCUUUUAAAAAUAGCUAAACAUACUGUGUUAAUUUGAGUGCCUUUCUUCUUUCUAGAGGGAACAAGAUUAUAUUUAAUGUUCAGGUAGAAAACAAAGGAUGGAAGUUUUAUCAAACUGUUGAUUGUAAUUCGUUACAUUGAUUCCAGUUAGGUCUGGUCCCAUGGAGUUUGAUCCUUUAAUGAGAUACUGAUAUGAGCAGGUAGGAUGCUUUGGUUUGUAUUUCUUAGUUAGUAUUUUUAAGCAUCCUACCAAGAAGAAUUCAUUCUUUUUCUGUAGCAACUAACUUUUUGGGGGUCAGAGGCAUUGUAUUUAGAGGUAAGCAUGUCUGUAUUUAAGGAACAGCAUGAAGCCUGGGCAGCCCAAGGUCAAGGGAAGGAGUGGCACUGUGCCCUACAAGAAGGCCGAAUGAUUGUUCUAAAUGAAUCUUUUGCCUCAAUUUAAGGACUUUAAGAAUUCCCUUCCAAAUUCCAUGUUGAAGGAAAAAAAGUAAAUACUAAGGUGAAAUUUAAAAUGUGGCAUGUUGUAUUUGGGUAUGGAGAGGGGAGAAAUAGAAAAGUCCCUAUUUCAAGAUAGCAAAUAACUUGUAAUUUCAUAAAAAUAUACAGCUAAAGACUCCAAAGUGCUUUUCCGAGGACUGUUGAAUAAUAUAUUCCUAAAUGGCAGCAAUAUGUCAUAGUUUAUAGUGGAGACAGAAAACCAUUGUGUCAGUUGUAGAUCUGGGGUGUGUGUGUGUGUGUGUGUGUGUGUGUGUGUGUGUCAGGGUGUGCCUCUGGCUCUCAAUUUGAACAUCUGUAUUUUUGUUAGGCCAUGUUAACACUUAAAACCAAACUCUGCUCAAAAAAAAAUAGAGAGCAUUAGCUUAGUCUGGAGAUGAAACUUUGUGCUUCCAAGAAUAUUAGCUCUUUAUAGGUUGUGCUUUUUGGACAAUAAUAUGGUUCACAAAGCUAACCCUGGCAUUUCUUUCAUUAAUCUGUUAUUCCUCAGGGUGUAGAAGAUUUAGUAAAUUUAGGACAAAAUUUUAUAUUCAGUGUCAAAAAAAGAAAAGGCAAAAAUACAUUAAAUAUAUUACUAGCUCUUAAAACUUUAGUAUAGAUAGUAUUUUUUAUAAACCACUACCCGUGCAGUAGCCCCUAGACGCUCUGUGACCGCCUCAUUGUUCGUCUCGCUGCUUCAGUCCCUGUGGCCCUAUUAUGAAUGUUCUCUUACACAUCUCCUAUGGAAACGAUUUCUGUAAUCUAUUGUUUUCCACGUUGGGCAGAAGUUGGGGGUGUUUUAGCUGACAUCAUUCUGUUUUUGGAAAUCCUGUUCAGAAAAUUACUAUCGGUUUUCAACCCGACAACUGUUUUUGGUUCUUAAAACUUCAGCUUCCCUGAAAGAAACCCUGCACGUGUCCAGUACACCGCAUCAUGCCUGGUACCUUGCAGGGAUCCAACAGGUCAGAAUUGCUGAAGGCUAGAAAGUAGCUUAGCUCUGUGUCCUCACCAUUGCCCACAUUCUCAGCUUCAGGAGAAACACAGUAUUGUGCUGAAGAUACACAAUUCGGCUCAAACAUAAAAGGCAAGGUAUACAGCUGCGCAAAACACCGUAAGUGAAAUUUAGAUACUUUGAAGGCAUAUAUGUGUGUGCAUUCACAUACAUGUAUGUGUGGACAUUUAAGUGAGACUUGGAACUUGAACUUAGAUAGUGAUUUUACAGAGAAUUUUAUUUAAAGGGUUUUUAUUUUCGUAUUUGCUUAAAGUGCUCCUAUUUAAAGGUAGUUUUCUUUAUUAAACCAGCCCCCUCGAGCAAAGUUAGAAACCCAGCACAAGUGCCAUUUGCCUGAAUUAACCAGAGAUAUUUGUGUAAACUAUUAUUCUGUCUUUGGAGGAUUAUCAACCAUGACAUUCUGGCUUUUCUUCCAUAUCUUUAGGGAAUCGGUCUUAAUUUUAUGUAUGGCCAUCGCUUCCUCAAAGUACUAUACGGCAUUCUUCAAAUGUUAAUUUAUCCCUGUAAAGUGAUUAGUAAUAAAUCUGAGGUUUUUCAUGCCCUAGGGAUGAACAAUUUCACAUGUUCAAACAGUGACUCACACAGCUUUCUGUUAGAAAUGCUCAUAUAGUAUCAUCCCUCGCUGGUGGAAAGAUACUAUAUGAGCAUUUCUAAUAGAAAUUUGCAUUUGAAGCAGGUGUUUUUUUCUUACCCGUUAAAGAAUGAGUAUAGACUGCAGUCAUAGUAGGUGCUCAAUAAAUAGUUCAUUAUUGAUCUGCCAUCAAACUAACAGUUAUCUUUUCAUGGAGGAGUAUAUUUUUAGAGUAAUAUAUGCUUGGGACUGAAAAACUAUAUCAUUUGACAUGAAUUACUAAGCUUAUUUAGGCUGGAGUUAGUAACAUGUGAUACAAAUACUUUUGUGUAGAACAUGGUCUGAAGGUAGGAGAUGGGAAAAGUUUAAGCAGUAUCUUUUUGUGCAAGACAUUAGUAAAUGUGAGUAAAUGUCCUAAUAGGCUGCUGAACUCGAGAGGGAGUGGCUGUAGACUUCUGCAGUCAAUUUCUGCACUGGUAUACCUAGUAUGACCUAGUAUUACCUGUCUUAGGUACUGCUCAUUUCUCCCCAGAUCUCAGUUGCUUUCCAGUGUCUUAAAAGUGGUAGUGGUGAAAUGUGAAGUUAUUUUCAAUAGCCUGUACUUCCUUGUUUUCUCAGAGCAUCUUUAAUAUGAGGGAGAAAUUUUUAUGAAUGAUAUUUGUUUCAGAAUCUCUUAAUUUGUGGCUUUCAGAGCGUUUUUGACAGCUUGCCCAAUGUGAACACAUUUAAACAGUUUAAAAGCAAACAUUCCAACCUGAGCUGGGAAGAACAGAGUGUAGCACCAGUAUAACUGGGCAUUGCCUCCUGGCGAGGUUCUUGAUGCCUGACUGUGAUGCUGGCUUCUGACUGUGGUGACCACUGUCAGUGUUCUAGUUUGAUGUGUGUUGUUCCUAGGAGAAGGACUAAAUGGGUUCUAGGUUAACUUGUACUUGAGAUGGACAGAAUAAAAACGAUGUGGUAUAAAUAUGCUAGAUAUUUAUGCACACUACUACAGAAACAAAAAAACAGAGGAGGGGAAGAAAAUGAUAAAAGGUCAGUGAUGUUUUUUAUAGCCUCUAAAAAAUUUUUUUUAAUCCAAGUCUCUUGGACACUAAGCGGUUGCUUACUUUAUUUAACCCUGCGGGACUUUAAUUUACGGGAUGGCUCUCAAUACCAUGUGUACUCUGUUUUUAGAAUGGACCAUGUGUAUGAACUUUACAUUGUUGAAGAGUUUUCAGAAAUGGAGUAUUUAGGUUCCAGUUGAUGUUGUUUUAAGAUCUUCCUGUAGGUUGUGGUUAAAUGGACAAGUUACAUAUCUGAUCUGUGGUGCAAAGGCAGAUCCUGGGCAUUAAAGAUAAGUUUGGCUAACUUAUUUUACUGAAGAUACUAAUUGUCUUCCCUCUGAUUGCAUUGCUGUUUCUCUUAAACUACUUUUCUCAAUGUAACAGUCUGCAUUAGACGUUCUUUUAGCUCUCACAGUGUACUAAUUCACAUAUUUUAAGGAUUAAAUAUUUUGUGAAUUCUUUUUAUACUUAAAAUGUAUACCUUGCAGAGGGAUAAAAAUAAAUUUUGCAGUAAAGUAUGUGCAGAGGGUGCUUAUGGUGUUCUGGGACUUAGUUCUCCAGAGUGCUUAAAUUAUGAUGCUAAAUUCGAAGGCUAAUAUGAUGAGUAUAUGAGUAUAGAUUAAUUGUAUUAGCACUGUCCAAUAGAAAUAAAUGGGAGCCACAUAUGUAAUUUUUAAUUUUCUAGCAGGUGUAUUAACAAAGGUACCAGUGACAUUAACUUAUAUUUUAAUUAACCUGGUAUAUUAAAAUAUCAUUUCAGUAUAUAAGCAGUAUACAAAAUUAUGGAGAUAUUUUGCCCUUUUUUUCCUAUUGUAAGUUCUUAAAAUUCAUUGUGUAUUUUGCACUUACAUUGCAUGUCAGUUCUGACUAGCUACAUUUCAAGUGCUCCAAUAGCCAUGUGGCUAAGGGCUGCUAUAUUGGACAGUGCAGGUUCAUAGGGUACAAAGUACGACUUUAUUUUAAAUUGGGAGGUGGUGAGGUAGGCAUGAAAUCAUGGUACUUUAAAAAUUAUUUAGUAUACUUAGAAAAGUAUCUAACAGUUAUCCAUAUUGUCUUCAUUUUAAAUUUGCUGUAGAACUAGCUCAAUCUGUUCCAAUUUGCCAAGCAUUAUUUAAGGAGGAAGAAAUUCCAUGCCAUGUAAAAUACCAUGAUAUGUUCACUAUAACAACACAUUAUUAACACAUUUUUCAAUGUGUUCACUAAAUUCUGUCCUGUUUCUUCAAAAUAAUAGCUUAAAUUGCAUGUUAAUUGUAUAUCUGUACUUGUUUUUAUAUUAAUUCUUAUAAUAAUAUGUAUUAACAAACAGCCCUAGGAUUCUAAUCUUCCUCUGCAUCUGUCUUCCAGUAGUUACUGGUACACUUAUUAAGUUGUUACAAGUGGCAGAAAAGUAGAAUGAACCAUUGGUUUUUUCCAUUAGAUUGUUUUAUCAUGUGAUCAUGUACCAAGCCAGCUAUAAAUUACUGUAUUUCUGUAGACGAUGGAAAAUAGUGUUUAUGUCUUAUCUUUGCUAAAUGUUUGCAAUUUCUAAGUAAACUUUUCAUCUCCUAA